Aphis gossypii (cotton aphid) is the source of this 1889-nucleotide messenger RNA. Its product is annotated as piggyBac transposable element-derived protein 4-like. Lineage: Eukaryota; Metazoa; Arthropoda; Insecta; Hemiptera; Aphididae. The coding region runs from base 350 to 973 and encodes 207 amino acids. The record is from RefSeq and is a predicted model, not a curated record. The transcript is spliced from 2 exons.
AGUGUCACAGAAUGACUCUUUUCAGUCUCCUUCUUCAAGUAUUACACAGCAGUCAAGAAUAACUUCAGAUGCAUUUUCAUCUAGCAUUUGUAGACCCACAAGAUCAUCUAAAGUUCCUAAAGCAAUCAAGACAUUAAAAUGGAAAAAAAAUGCAAACAGUUUUCAACCAAAAAUUCAUGAAUUUAACCCAAACAAUAGUGGUGUUCAAUGUGAAGAGUUUGGUUUAAAUGAAACCUCAUCUGUUAUUGAUUUUUUUGAAGCAUUUAUUACAAAUGAUUUGGUGGGGAAAAUUGUUUUUGAGACUAACAGGUACGCUAAGGAGCAACCAAUUAAUUCAGAACAUUCAAGAAUGGUUUAUUGGAAAGAUACUAGUAUGGAAGAAUUGUACAUAUUUUUAGGAGUAACUAUUUUGAUGGCUAGAAACAAAAAAUUACAAAUAAGUGAAUAUUGGUCAACUAAUGACUUAUUACAUCAAGAUAUUUUUGGCAAAUGUAUGAGUAGGGACAGAUAUUUACUUCUUUUGCGUUGUAUUCACUUCUGCGACAAUACUCAACAAAUCAAAGGAGAUAGGCUCUACAAAAUUCAAAUGGUUUUGACUGAAGUAAGAAAAAACUUCAAAGAUGCUAUGAUUCCUUUUUCAAAUCUGGCAAUUGAUGAGAGUUUACUUUUGUGGAAAGGGCGUUUAUCUUUUAAACAGUAUAUUAAAAGUAAAAGACAUAGAUUUGGUAUCAAGCUCUAUAUUAUAUGUGACUGUAAAACUGAUUUCAUUCUGAACUUCAUUGUGUAUACAGGAGCUACUGAACACAAAGAUCCACUAGAAGACAUACUUGGGAAAUCUGGUGUAAUUGUCAAAGAUCUCAUGAAGCCAUACUUAAACAAAGGUUAUUCAUUAUUUACUGACAAUUUUUAUACCUCACCUCAAUUAUCUAUGUAUUUACAUAAAAAAAAAAAACCAACACAUGUGGUACUGUGAGAAAAAAUCGAAAACUCAUGCCAAUUAUUGAAGGAAAGCUGAAAUUAGGUGAACGAGAAGCUCGGUGCACUGACAAACUUUUAGCGAUUCAUUGGAAGGACCGUCGUGAUGUAUAUAUGUUAACAUCUAUGAAUACAAAUGAAAUGGUUGAUACAAAAAAGAUAGAUAGAAAAACAGGAAAAAAAUAUCUCAAGCCACAAAGUGUAGUUAGUUAUAACAAGAAUAUGGGUGCAAUAGAUAAGACUGACAUGUUGUUAAGUUCUACCGAAUGUGUUAGACGUACAUUAAAAUGGUACAAAAAACUAUUUUUUCAUCUUAUUGAUAUGAGUAUGCUAAAUGCAUAUUCUAUGUAUAAAACUGUUACAGGUAAACAUGUUUCAUUAGCAAACUUCCAACUAACUUUGGUGAAUGAAAUAUUACAAAAAUACAAAACAAAUAUCAAAACCAGUCCAAGUAAAGGGAAAAAAGUCGGCAAGUGGGUACCGCUCUGCUGUACAUUAGGGGGUGGGGUAGACCUCGGACUAGGGUAGAUUAAAUUUGAAUGCAAUGAUAAGUAUCAUUGUAUACGAAAAACGAUUCUGAACGGAGAUGAUUUGUCAGUCUAUAAUAUAUUAUAAUUAAAUAUUGUCAUAUAUUCUUAUAUUUUGAAACAAAUAUUCCGAUUUCAUAAAAAUUUAAAACUCAAACGCUCAAAACAUUUUUCCUAUAAUGACUCUUAAAAUUUUCUCUAUAGCUUUUUGAAGCAAAACUUAUGGAAAAUCUUGUAUUAAAUUUUCUACUCUUAGCUACCUAUACAAACAAUUUUAUGAAUUUUGAACUACAAAAUAAUUUGCAAAUAUUCAUGAUUUUGACGAAUUUUCGUCAAAAUUUGAACUUCAAAUGCUAAUAAAAAAAAAUUGUGCCUAUGUAUUCUUAU